UCUGAAUCAAUUCCUUGACCAUUUAAAAAAAAACUACAUUUUCUAGCACAAAAUUGAACACACAAAUUCAGUACGAAAUUAACGUGUUUUUGUUUUUUUGGUGGUAAGCGCCAAGUUGCUUAUCUAAACCCAUCCACAAAAAAAAAACCAAAAAUCGAUUUAUUGCCGUUCUCGUCAAAGAAAUUAGAGCAAUUGAAUCCCUCCUCAGCUCAGGGGUGGGAAAAACGACGCAAGACGCUGUAGAUGGAACGAGCAAAUGUUAACAAAAUUUAUCUUUGAUAAGAUGGACAAGAAGUUGCAGCAUUCACAUCACCAACAAAAACAACAGCAUCAGCAUCAUACACAUGCAUCGUAUCUCUUUAAUAACAAUCAGUCAACAAAAUCGCUAUCGAAUCCACUGCAAGCCAAGCUUGUGGCAAUGGAGAGCAAGUUAAAGCACGGUUCGAUCUCAAAUGUGGCAACUGCAACAACUGGAGUGGGAGUGGGAAUGGAAACAGCUGUGGGAGCAACCACAAGUCACACGAAUAACCGGAGUCUGAACAAACCAAGCCAACAUUUUGGACUGCGUCAGGUGACGCUCAAGGACCCAGUAGGACAUCGAGAGCGUGAACGCCAUGAGGGCGGCAGAAGCACAAAUGCAGCUGGCUUUAAGCGUUAUUGUGUGCCACAAACUGGGCAGCAACAGGCACAACAGCAGCAACCACAAGCUCAGCCCAUUGUGCCGCUGCUGAGUCAAGUGCAGCGUGUCAAUCACGAUUUAGCCGAUAAACUCAAUCGUCUGGCCCGACGCAAUACGAUCAAAUUCAAGGAGCUGACCGCGUUGCAGGGUCACGACAAGAACACGGAGGCGUUGCAAGAGUUGCAGACAUCGAUACCGGAAAUUAGCAAAAUCUUUGAUGUGCAUUGUCGCAUUGGCAGCGGCACCUUUAGCACCGUGCUGCUGGGCACCUUGCAACGCGAGCGUCAACUGCCCGAGGCGCAACGUCGUCGCUUUGCCAUCAAGCAUCACAAUCCGACCAAUCAUCCGGAGCGUAUAUUGCGGGAAUUGGAAUGCAUGUUUCGCAUGGGCGGUGAUCACAAUGUGAUUGGCAUCAAUUGCUGCAUACGCUACAACGAUAAUGUCGCCUUUGUGAUGCCGUUUAUGAGUCACGAUCGCUUUCACGACAUCUAUCGCAAUCUAAGUUUGCUCGAGAUCAAGGAUUAUUUGCGCAAUCUUCUGGUUGCUCUGCAGCAUGUCCACAAAUUCAAAGUCAUUCAUCGGGAUGUGAAGCCGAGCAAUAUUUUGUAUAAUCGUCGCACUGGUAAAUUUCUCCUCUGUGAUUUUGGUUUGGCUCAACGACUGGCCGACGAUGGCAGCCUGAUACAAGCCUCCGAUUUGAGUGGCGCUGCUGCGCUGAUGCGUGACAUGGAUGCGGCGCAACAGCAGUUGAUGCAACGCGAGGGCAACAGUCUGCAGGACGAGGCAGAUGCAGAGCGUCGCAUACGUGCCGCAGGCGGUGGCACAGCGGCGUUCGGUGAGCCAUCGAUGACGUCGACGGCGGCCACAUUGCUGCUAACGGAGCCCACCAAAAGGGAGUUGGCUGCCCAGAAGGCGGACACGCAGCGGCUGAUCAAUCGACUGCGGUAUGUGAACAGUAAUGUGGAUCCCAAUAACUAUGUGGUAUCGACGAAUAGCAGCAGAAAGGAGAUGCAUGCAUCCAGGGCAGGCACACCAGGCUAUCGACCGCCUGAGGUGCUGCUGCGUUAUCCAUACCAGACGACGGCCGUUGAUGUUUGGGCCGCAGGUGUGAUAAUGCUCUCAAUGCUGUCCUCGUUGCAUCCAUUUUUCAAGGCGCCCAACGAUUGUGCCGCCCUCUCGGAGAUUAUGAAUCUCUUCGGGGACUUGCAGGUGCGCAAAACCGCUUUUAUGCUCGAUCGCUUGGUGUUGAUCACCCAAAAGGUGACGGCCCUCGAUUUGCGACGCGUUUGCAUGCGCUUCCGCUAUGCCAAUCAUUUCCUCUCACCGGAAAUGCAGCGACGCCAUCGUCGCUCCGAUGGCAGCACGGAGUUGUGUCGCCUUUGCGAACAGUCGACUUUCAAUUGCAUUUGCAAGCACAGUUGUCAUGCGCUUGAGACAUACAACGAACUGGAUAUGUUUCCGCAUCAUGCCUACGAUCUGUUGAGUCGUCUACUCGAGGUGAAUCCACAGAAACGCAUCACAGCCGAGGAGGCCCUCAAGCAUCCGUUCUUCGGUGAACAUCAUCGCAUUGCCAGCGGCGUGCCAUUGCAUCAGCUGCAACAGCAGAGGCAGCAGCAACAGCAACAGCAACAACAGCAGCGUUCACGGGACUCGCUGCCAUCCGCCGGAUCACGCACAUUGACGCCAUAUGUCAGCUAUCCGAAUGGCACCAAGUCAACCAAUCUGCCGGAGUUGGCCAGCCGCACAGGUGUCACAGCCUCAGCUGCUACCGCAACACAAGUAGCUGCAACAGCAGCAGCAGCAGCAGCAACAACAGCUGGAAAUGUUUGAGUUUAGUACAACAAUUGGUUUAUCGUCUAGUGUGCAACCAAAAAAUGCAAAAAAUUCUAUUGUAAAGUGCAAAACUCUUCAAAUUUUGCAUCAACAUACCAUUUACAUACAUAUAAAUAGAGUAUUUGGUGGCUUUGUUCUUUUA
Molecule: messenger RNA, 2654 nt
Organism: Drosophila sulfurigaster albostrigata
Lineage: Eukaryota; Metazoa; Arthropoda; Insecta; Diptera; Drosophilidae
Product: cell division cycle 7-related protein kinase
Exons: 1
Coding region: 257-2509 (750 amino acids)
Biological process (GO): mitotic DNA damage checkpoint signaling; protein phosphorylation
Cellular component (GO): nucleus
Molecular function (GO): ATP binding; protein serine/threonine kinase activity
Source: RefSeq, a predicted model, not a curated record